This is a messenger RNA of Fulvia fulva, 2304 nucleotides long. Its product is annotated as AFG1-like ATPase. The transcript is spliced from 2 exons. Gene Ontology annotation, cellular component: mitochondrion; cytoplasm. Bases 1 to 2304 code for a protein of 767 amino acids. NCBI's taxonomy places the organism in Eukaryota, Fungi, Ascomycota, Dothideomycetes, Mycosphaerellales, Mycosphaerellaceae. Gene Ontology annotation, molecular function: ATP binding; ATP hydrolysis activity. The record is from RefSeq and is a predicted model, not a curated record.
AUGUCUGUGGGUACUGCGACCGGGCUCGCAAUCACGAAUCCGUUGGUGAAGUAUAGAGCCCUCGUUGCCACAAAGGCCAUCAGUCCUGAUCCUUCUCAACAUCGCCUGGCACUUCACUUGGCAAAGCUGUACGAACGAUUGAAGGACUACGAGCCAGAACUGGAAUACAGCCAUCGCCUUGACAAGAUCUCAAGAGCCAUCAAUCGACAGCAGCCCAGUCGAAAGAAUGCCGACGAUACAUCAGCAGCACCUCCACGACAGAGUGCGUGGCGAAGAUGGCUGUCCGCGCGUGAGAGGCAAGAUACACUUGCUCUUACCAGGAAGCUGACCUCCCACGAAUCUGCCCUCCAGAUGAACUCACCCAAAGGCUUGAUGCUCCACGGCGAAGUGGGUACUGGCAAGAGCAUGCUCAUCGAUUUGUUUGCGGACUGCCUCCCUAAUCGAAAGAAGCGGAGAAGUCACUUCAACACUUUCAUGCUGGAGACGUUCGCGAAGCUGGAAGCAUUACGUGCAGAACGAUCGGCGGCUGGUACUUCGCGACUACCUUCGCACCUCGCUUUUGCAGAGGAUGAUUACUCCUUAUUGUGGUUGGCGAAAGACAUGAUUCAGACAUCUCCAAUCCUCUUCCUUGAUGAGUUCCAGAUGCCAGACAGAGUAGCGAGCAAGAUCUUAACGAAUCUAAUGACUGGCUUCUUUCAGCUUGGUGGAGUAUUGAUCGCAACAAGUAAUCGGAUGCCCGAAGAGUUGGCAAAAGCAGCAGGUCUGGGAACGUUUGAGGCGCCUCCGCAAAGGAGUUUUGGCUGGCAAAUGGGACUGGGCGGACGACGUAGUCAAGGUGGUGGUAUGUAUGGAGGAUACAAUGAGUUUGUGGCAUUCUUGGACGUGCUGAAAGCAAGGUGCGAGGUCUGGGAAACGGAAGGCGGCAAAGACUGGCGAAGAGUGGAGAGCAGCAGUGUCGCGCCCGUGAAGGAAAUCGAUGAGCAGAGCCUGGCUGACAGCGCGGUUGUGCUCGAGGAGCUAGACAUCGAGGUCGAAAUCGACGAACAAGAACAGGCGCCGCAGCAGACUGCCACUGUGCCGAAGCAUUACAAUGUCCCAGGCAACCCACAUGACGGAAGGAACCCACUAGACGUUGCACUGAUCGCAGCAACCAACGGCGAAAGUGUCGAUGAGAUUACGUGGACUCCAGCGACGAUCAAGGUAUAUGGGAGAAAGGUCAGUGUGCCGCGAGCAUAUCAGGGAGUCUGUAUGUGGACGUUCGAUGAGCUUUGCAAAGCAAACUUCGGGCCUGCCGAUUACAUUACGUUGGCAUCGACGUUUCACACCAUGAUCUUGACAGAAGUACCGGUCCUCAACUGGCUUAUGAAGAACGAAGCGAGACGACUCAUCACAGUUUUGGACGCACUCUACGAAUGCCGCUGCAAGCUCUUUGUCAGUGCAGCAGCAGGCCCGGACGACAUCUUCUUCCCAGAAGAACAAAAGAAGAAAAGCGAGGGUGAAGAAAGCGACAGUGUAUAUUCCGAAACAUUAUCUGAAGUCUACCAAGAUGCGACUGCUCCCUUCCGACCGAACAUCUUGACACAAAAUCCAAAUUACGCCGAACCCGAACUUGAACCAGAUUACACUCAUGCCCGCCUGUCGGGGCUCCUCCGCGCAGAUUCUCUUGAAGAUGGUACACCAAACGGCAUGGCCAAAGUUGUAGAUCGUGGAGCAAAAGGUGGAUCGUCCAGCAACCCUUUUGGUCGCUCCUUUGGCAAGACAGACCAAGAAUUCGAACGCAAGCCAGUGGAUCCUGAUGAAGUUCGCUACACGCAACGUCCGGACUUCCAGAAGACCUCGGCCUUCACUGGUGAAGAUGAGCGCUUCGCAUACAAACGUGCCCAAAGCCGGCUAUGGGAGAUGUGUAGCCAGCGCUGGUGGGCUCGUGACGAAGCCGACUGGCAUAGACCUCUGCCGAAGGAGAUCAGGCGCUGGGAGAGCUUUGGUGAAGAAGUCGUUGCACCCCAUUAUGCCGUUGCAGGCUCUGCUGCUGAUACUGAGAUUCGCAUGACUGGUGAGGUUGAGGAUAAGAGCCGAGAUGAGAGGAGCUUCAAGCAGUAUACUUUGUCGCCGGAGAUGAGAGACGGGCAGACUCCAGAGGCCAGGGUACCGCCGAAAUCUCAGCCGGAAAGAGAGCCGCCGAAGAAGAUAGGAUGGACGCAUUUCUGGGGUACCAUCAAAUGGCCUGGUGGUAGUGGUGGUCUUGCUGGUGCUUGGGGCCAGGGUCCUGAUGGGUUAAAGGAUCGUGGUAGCGAGAAGCGCUGA